UGGAUCAAAGUUUAAAUUGAUCACUGACCAUGCAGCAUUGAAAUAUUUGAAUAACAUGAAAGAACCUAAAGGGAAACUAGCUCAAUGGAUUAUGACUUUACAAUCCUAUAAUUUCGAAGUAGAGCACAGGGCAGGAAAGAAACACCAAAAUGUAGAUGCUAUAUCAAGAAUCAAGUCGGAAUAUUGGUAUUAG
This is a messenger RNA of Entrophospora candida, 193 nucleotides long. The record is from the annotation of a GenBank genome assembly. Lineage: Eukaryota; Fungi; Glomeromycota; Glomeromycetes; Entrophosporales; Entrophosporaceae.